This is a messenger RNA of Leptopilina boulardi, 1479 nucleotides long. It is a transcript of the gene Ostgamma, whose product is annotated as tumor suppressor candidate 3. The record is from RefSeq and is a predicted model, not a curated record. The transcript is spliced from 8 exons. The coding region runs from base 123 to 1118 and encodes 331 amino acids. NCBI's taxonomy places the organism in Eukaryota, Metazoa, Arthropoda, Insecta, Hymenoptera, Figitidae. Gene Ontology annotation, cellular component: oligosaccharyltransferase complex.
CUCGUUGUCUUAUUGGUGGUGUGUGUCGUCGUGUCCCGGUUUUCUUUACUUGUGUACAUCGUUUUUGUUCGUGUGCGAUUUUGACACAAGCUUGUCAAAAUCGCUAAAUAAGAAAAAUAAAAAUGGAGUUCAAAUUUUUAUUCGCUCUACUAGGACUCAUUUUAUAUUAUACAAAUAAUGUCACCUGUCAAUAUAGGACAAAAAGUAGUCAGAGUGCCUCAUUGGCUGAACGUGUACAACAAUUGACUGAUUUGGCUAUGAAACGAUCUGUUAUUAAAUUUAAUGGAGCAAGGUUUAAACAAUUUUUAAAAACAACCCCAAGGAAUUAUUCUGUUGUUGUUAUGUUUACUGCAAUGGCACCGCAAAGGCAGUGCCAACUUUGUAGUAUGGCGAAUGAUGAAUUUACGAUAGUAGCAAAUUCAUUUAGAUAUUCUCAAUCGUUUUCGAAUAAAUUAUUCUUCGCAUCUGUGGAUUUCGAUGAAGGAUCUGAUGUUUUUCAAUUAAUGAGACUCAAUACUGCGCCGGUUUAUAUGCAUUUUCCAGCUAAAGGAAAAUCAAAACCAGGUGACACAAUGGACAUUCAAAGAGUUGGUUUUGGUGCCGAAGCAAUUGCAAAAUGGAUUUCCGAACGAACUGAUAUUCAAAUACGAGUUUUCCGUCCACCAAAUUAUUCGGGAACACUUGUCGUUACAAUAUUGUCAAUUUUCAUUGGUGGUUUCUUGUACUUAAGGAGAAAUAAUUUGGACUUUAUUUAUAAUAAAACACUCUGGGGACUUUGCGCAAUGUUCUUCACAUUAACAAUGAUCUCGGGACAAAUGUGGAAUCAUAUUCGAAGUCCACCAUUUGUUCAUAGAUCGCCAAAUGGAAAUGUUGUUUACAUUCAUGGAUCAUCGCAAGGACAAUUUAUUUUAGAAACUUACAUAGUUUUAAUGCUGUACGCUGCUGUUGUUUUUGGAAUGAUUCUCAUGACAGAGGCAGCGGCACGAAAAGGCGAUGUGAAAAAACGAAGAAUUUUUGCUGUGAUAGGCGUGGGAUUAGUCACUGUAUUCUUUAGUUUUCUUUUGUCCAUUUUCAGAAAUAAAACUCAGGGAUAUCCAUACAGCCUUCUAUUUAGAUAACUGUCCCAUUUAAAUAUAAAAUCAGAAAAAUCAUGAAUGAUUAAAAGAAAAAAAAAGGAAAACAUUUUUUUUUUUUUUGUUGACCAAAAUCAUAAUUUUCAUUCCAGGCGCCUAGAAUAUUAAAAUAUUGUUUUUUUUUUCACAUUAUUUUUUUUUUCUAUACAGAAAGUUUAAUAUAAUUGUAAAUGUGUUGAGCGUGUACAAUUUUAGAAGUUUUACUUCCACUCCCCCCAAUAUUGUGUGUAUGAAAUGCGUAUUAAGUGUUAUACUUGUUAUAAAUAACUAAUAAUAUUAUUAAAAAAAGAAAAUGAAAAUAAUAGUGUAAUAUAAUCCUUUCUUUAUAAAAAUUUUCAUAAAUUGA